CAUGCCCGAGUUGCCUGUAACGAACGUUGCAUUGAAGCGCGCUCAUGGCUCAAGCGAUCCCCACUGUAAACAAGACGUGGCCGAGUACAGCGGAACAUCCGUUGCAUGAUUUCGUUACAUAGCAACUCGCAUGAAACGAACUUACCCUAGCGUGCGUAAAGAAGUUUCACUUCAAAAAAAAACAUGUAAAUAUUCAAAUUUAUAACAUUAAUGCCUGUCUAUCUAAAUUUGAAUUUGCUUUCUAUCUAACAAUGCGGAAGUAGUUUUUGCGUAGUUCGUAGGUGCCAUACCAUACACUGUGAAUGCUGUGAAUGUUCGAAGUGCAGCGUAUUAUAAGAUAAGAUGUUCUGGAAUAUGUAAAUAACUACUAAGUUAGCUGACGGAUUUACAUUAUAUCUGCGUGUAUUGAGAAUCGCCGUACUUCUAUAAAGCACAAAUCGAACUUGCAUGUAAUUGGUUAAAAGUCAAAGAGAACUAUAAUAAUAAGUAAUAACUAUAAAAUUUGCCAUGUAAAAAGCAAGUCUUGCCGUAAAAAUAAAUGAAUAACUACCGGCAAUUAUUUUAGUAUUUUUUGAAAUAAUUGUUUCACAAUUUAGCGUAAGUAAUAAACAUUCAAAUACAUUGUAUUCCUUAAUAAGACAAUUACUGUACAAUAGUAAUAACGAGGUAUUCAGUACUUUUGGGAUUAUGCAUUGAUGUGUAUUAAAAGAGAAGUCACAAUUUUUAUUUUCAAUUAGUUGAUUAAUAUUAGCAAUAAAAUUUAAAAGCACUGUAUUUACUAAAAAAAGGAUUGCUGUAAUUUACGAUUGGUCAUUAAUAUUCAGUGCGGAACUGCGAUAGCAGUGGACGUGGGUUUUUUUAUCAAUAAACUAUCAGCAUCCUUAGCUAAAAUAACACUUAAUAUUAUUUUUAUUGCCGUACAAGAUUUGUCUAAAAAGGUAAGUAAAGUUUAUUUGAUUUGCUUAUUUAUUCGUUUAUUUACGUACAGAAGCUGUCAUAGAAAGAGGGAAAUAUAAUUAAUUAUUCAGAAUAAGAUGUCAUUUUGCGGUUCACGAAUUAAAAAAAAAGUAACAGAUUAAAAGCGGAGAUGAGGAAAUUAGUUAUUGUACCAUGUGUUUAAAACUGAAGACCCAAAAUAUGAAAUGAUACAAAUACUUCCUAAAUGUAAAAUUAUUGUAAAAAAACAUUUGGAAAUACAAAAUGCAAAAUGGAUAUUUUCAAAAUUGUUAAUAAAAGGUUGUUUUUAUUAACAAUUAUAAGCUCUUGUGGUGUCAGUAUUUGGAUUUUAACUAUACAGUCACCAUAUAACUUUUUGCUUCAAAAACCACGAUAUGUAGUCAUGCGCUAAAGACGCCCAGCGUCAAAUCGACCGACGCAUCGCGACGGUGACGUUAAGGUGCGAAUCAGACAAUAUGAUGUGACUGGUAAUAUUAAUCGUUGCACAACACCGGCAGGAAAUUAUAUGAAAAAUGUAUCUUAAAUUAAUACAAAUAUUGAAUUAACAAUAUUAAAAAUUAAAGCUUCAUGAAGGAACGGAUUUGAAAAAGGUUUAAAUACCGACCAAUGAAUGUAAGCGAGUCAUGUUGGAAAUUACGACCAGCAAUUCUGUUGUGGAUUCUGAUAUUUUUCUGCGGAUCAGUUUUACUUUUCAUCGACUACCGCCUUCCUUACAGAGAAAUGGAUGUCAAAAUGACUUUAAUAUAUCCAUUAAAAAGUACCGACCACAAAAUCCCAAUUCGGGAAAAUUUGCGGGGCUACCUCAUAAAAACAACCGGUUGUAGAAUCCCAGAUAUGGACCCUUUCGAUCCAACUGUUAGAGAAUACAUCUAUAAGGAGAACCCAAUAAAAUGUAAUGUAACUUUGCCACCCUUGGUUGAAGCAAAUUUGACUUCUUUGUCCGUUAUAAAAUCUUCGUUUAAGGCAUAUAAAAUAAAAUACUUAGACGUUUUUGUAUGCUGCUACUUUGUUUUUAAAAGAUACGACCCGAAAAAAGAUGAAGAAGAUAAUGAUAUAUUAAUUAAUAGAACCUGCGUAAAGUUCAAAUACAGCAUACUAAUUAAAGAUGAAUUUGUAAAAGUAAAGUGCUUUUAUAACGGGUCUGAAAUUUACAAAGACUUUUUUUGUUUCGUACCUCCAAAAUUUGAGAUUAACAAUGAAAUUCAAAAUUCAAUGCGGAAGCCGCUAAGCAUACUAAUAGCCGGUUUAGAUGGAGUAUCAAGAGUGAAUCUACAUAGACAAAUGCGAAAAACUAUGGAUAUACUCAAAAAUGAACUUAAGGCAGUUGAAUUUCUUGGAUAUAAUAAGAUCGGUGAUAACACAUUUCCUAAUUUGAUAGCAAUUUUAACCGGUCUAUCGGAAGACGAACUGAGUCAAGUUUGUUGGUCCAAUAACACAGAUCAUUUUGAUAAUUGUCCUUUUAUUUGGAAAAAAUACAAACAGAAAAAGUUUGUCACUUCUUAUGCAGAAGAUGCAUCGUGGAUGGGAAUUUUUAAUUAUCAGAAGAACGGUUUCUGUAAGCAACCAACUGAUUACUACUGGCGCACAUUUAGUUUUACGGCCGAUAAGCAAAUUGGAAAUCAAAUUUUGAUGAACAACAAUUUGUGUUUAGGCGCUAGGCUGGAAUAUAAAAUUCUCUUAGAUUAUAUUAAAAAUUUUGUGGACUCAAUGAGGAUUUAUAAAAAAGCUUUCUUUAAUUUUUUCUGGAGCGCUGGUUUGAGUCACGAUUUUCUCAAUUAUCCCCGUUUUGGAGAUAACGAUUUUGCGAAACUGUUCAACUAUUUGCAUAAGACUGAUACUCUAAAUCAGACCGUUUUGAUAUUUUUAAGUGAUCAUGGGAUUCGAUGGAGUGGAAUAAGGUCAACUAAUCAAGGAAUGUUGGAGGAAAGAUUACCAUUUUUAUUUAUUACAUUACCGAAAUGGUAUAAGAAAGAAUUCCCAAUGGUAUACGAAAAUUUACAGAGAAAUUCAAAAAGAUUAACAACUCCUUAUGAUCUACAUUAUACUUUGCGUGAUUUAUUGGAUCCAUACAAACUAACGUCAAACUUUUUAAAGAAAAGGAACCAAAUAAGUUCGGAAUCAAGAAGUUAUAGUCUUUUUGAUAAUAUUCCUGAAAACAGAACCUGUGAUUCAGCGAAUAUUCCUUCACAUUGGUGUGCGUGUCAAGAAAAUGUCGAGAUAGAAGUUAAUUCAACAAUGGCGGUAGAAGCUACUGAAUUCGCUGUCGCAUAUUUAAACGCCAAAAUUAGUGAUUUUAAACAAUGCCAAAAUUUAACGCUUAAAAAAAUAAUCAGCGCAAAAGUUAGCUUUAGCGGAAAUAUUAGCAGUUUAGGAGAAGGGGCAAAAAAGGAUUUUACUGUUAGUUUUGUAACAGUACCGGGUGACGCCAUCUUUGAAGCUACCGUGAGACAAACUUUUUUCAAAGAAAACGGGCUAGAGAAUAAAGAACUACCUUAUACCCUAAAAAUAACAGGCACAGUUAGUAGAUUGAAUCUUUACGGAAGUCAAAGUGAUUGUGUUUCAGAUUUUCAUAUGAAACUAUAUUGUUAUUGCAAUACUUAAGUUCUGCUGUGAUAGACUGAAAAUAUUUA
Molecule: messenger RNA, 3587 nt
Organism: Agrilus planipennis (emerald ash borer)
Lineage: Eukaryota; Metazoa; Arthropoda; Insecta; Coleoptera; Buprestidae
Exons: 2
Coding region: 1564-3558 (664 amino acids)
Source: RefSeq, a predicted model, not a curated record